UUUUUAUCAUAGCAUUUUUGAAUUAAUACUUCACACUUAAAUAUAAAUAGAUUUAAUAUUUCACUGCUGGUGUAACUAAUUAUCAUUAAUAUGGCCGAUGAAAUACAAUUCGUAAUCGAGUUCACAGCAACAUUGGUCGACUAUGCGGAUUUCAAUCCGGACCAAGAUGCCGAAGCCUUGCGUGAAGCGAUGAAAGGGUUAGGCACCGAGGAAAAAGUCAUCAUCGCUAUUGUGGCCAACAGAACUAGACGCCAACGGCUCAAGAUUGAGGAGACGUACAAGCAAAAAUACGGCAGGGAUCUGAAAGAAAACUUGAAAAGCGAAUUAAGCGGAGACUUCGAAGAUGUUGUCCUCGCCAUGUUUUAUCCUCCAGCAGAAGGCGAUGCCAGAUUCUUGCACAAGGCAAUGUGCGGUGUUGGCACCGAUGAAGAGGCUCUGGUAGAAAUUCUUGCCACGCGUUAUAACAACCAAAUCAAAGAUAUCAAGGAGGCUUAUAAAGCAAAAUAUGAGAAAGAGCUAGAAAAAGCUAUCAAAGGCGACACGAGUGGGGAUUUCAAAAGAUUGCUUGUAAUUCUUCUGCAGGCCAAUAGAGACGAAACCUUCGCCGUGGAUCGGGACUUGGCUAAAGCAGAAGCGAAAUUACUCAUAGAUGCUGGUGUCAAAUACUGGGGAACUGAUGAAGCCAAAUUCAUUGAGAUUUUUUGCAAUCGAAGUUUUCCUCAAAUUCGUGCUACUUGCUAUGAAUAUGAAAAGCUUGCCGGCCACACCAUGCUGAAGGCAGUGGACAAAGAGUUUUCUGGUGACAUGAAAAAAGCCUUAACUGCGAUCAUUCAAAUAUCCGACUAUGCUCCGAUAUAUUUUGCCAAUAGACUUCACAAAGCAAUGUGCGGAGUUGGCACAGAUGAUAGUACUCUCAUCCGAAUCGUUACCACGCGAUGUGAGGUCGACAUGGGUGAAAUCAAAAAAGAAUUUGAGAAGACGUACGGAAAAUCUCUGUUUUCCUGGAUAAAAGAUGACACCAGUGGAGAUUAUAAAAGAAUGCUCUUGUGCUUGAUCAGAGAUGAUUAGAGUUUAUCACUGCUAAUAUUGCUUUUAUUUAGUGAGAAUAGUUGUGUGUUUUGCUUUGUUCCACCUUUAAUAAACGCUAUAUAGUAUCCAUACUGUUAUUGGAAAUGUUAUUGAUUUUGAAUACUCUAAAGUCUAAAUGAAACUGUUUUAUACCAAAUUCAUGUAAAGUACCAAAUUUCGCGUUUUAAAUUUGACUUGCAUCACGUUUUUACUAAAAAAAAAAUACAGGAAAAAAAAAGGAAUUUUGAACAUCAAAAUUUAGGUUUAAUACAUUGAAUAAUAAUUAGGUUUAAUACAAAUCUUUUUCCCUUUUCUAAUAUCAAUAAUUUUCAAUUUUAAUUAUACCAAAUAUUCACGCCGUCUCAAAUUUCUACUACUCUGCCGUUUAAAACUUGAAAUAUUUGACCCAAAUUUCGCAAUCUUAAUGUUCUAUUGUGAAAUUCGAUUGUCAUAAAGUGUGAGUAACUGAACUGCAAUCUAUUUUUUAUUUUACGUAAAAGCAUGACGAGGUCGGCACUUUUAAACUAUCUUGUGAUAUAAGCUUUCUAAUACGCUUGGAUUGAACAGUAUUCUCCAAAUUUGCAUUUUAAAACAAUAACAAUGUGUCAGCAAUAUAUUCGGAAGCAAUAAAUAUAUAGUAUAU
Styela clava is the source of this 1711-nucleotide messenger RNA. Its product is annotated as annexin A13-like. Gene Ontology annotation, cellular component: plasma membrane; cytoplasm; nucleus. The record is from RefSeq and is a predicted model, not a curated record. NCBI's taxonomy places the organism in Eukaryota, Metazoa, Chordata, Ascidiacea, Stolidobranchia, Styelidae. Gene Ontology annotation, biological process: endosome transport via multivesicular body sorting pathway. Gene Ontology annotation, molecular function: calcium-dependent phospholipid binding; calcium ion binding; phosphatidylserine binding.